Penaeus chinensis is the source of this 822-nucleotide messenger RNA. Its product is annotated as protein APCDD1-like. Gene Ontology annotation, cellular component: plasma membrane. The record is from RefSeq and is a predicted model, not a curated record. The transcript is spliced from 6 exons. Gene Ontology annotation, biological process: negative regulation of Wnt signaling pathway. Lineage: Eukaryota; Metazoa; Arthropoda; Malacostraca; Decapoda; Penaeidae. The coding region runs from base 1 to 822 and encodes 273 amino acids. Gene Ontology annotation, molecular function: Wnt-protein binding.
AUGACCCAAUUAUGUGGUUCUCAGCGUCGCAACCGAGAUGUUCCGUAUAUUAAUGUGGAAUUAUGGGCGUUAUCUGCAGAGAAAUCCUUCUGCGAGACGCGACCAGGCCCUCAGUACGUACUACGAGCCUACAACUUCCACCGCGAUGGCACCUUCCACUUGGCACUCCACUUCUACCGCGACCCGCACUGCGCCCACCCCGCCCACUCCCUAGCCGCCCACGGUCACCUUGCCCUCGGCCGCCCUUCCUGGGUCACGCCCGGAGGUACAGAGGCCGAGUAUACGCUCAGCAGGGUCGAGGUCGUCGCUCACACGCACCGCGACGCCGCCAUGGUUGCCGCCGCCGUCAACGCCUCCUGCCCGGGCAAGGUCACGAAGCCUUGGAAACCCCACAAAGCCCACACUGUCCUCGCCUACACGGAGACCGGCAACCACGUGACCGAAGACGAGGAUUGUGGGCGUGGUCUCGGAGGGGCGUGGCAUGAGCUGCAGCUGCUGAGGGUGGAGGAGACGUCCCCCUUGAAGCUCAAGAAGGACCCGUCUUCCUCCUCCUCCUCCUUAAGGAUGCGUCGGGAGCUGUUUUUAGGAGACCUCCAUACCGAUCUCAGCAAGCAGGAUAUUUACCGUCCGACGGGGUUCCAGCAGCCUCUCCUCAAUACGAAAUAUGUAAGUGAUUACAUAAUGUGCAAUCUAGACGCUCAAAGAAUCACACAGUUCUGCAAUCUCAAAUAUGAUAUAUUGAACAGUCUUGCAUGCAUCCUAAACGGUCUGGAAUCACCCCUCCCCCCCACUGAAGGUCUAACGGUGACCAGCCACCUCUGA